This is a messenger RNA of Epinephelus moara (kelp grouper), 2930 nucleotides long. Its product is annotated as deleted in malignant brain tumors 1 protein-like. The annotation marks the transcript as partial. The record is from RefSeq and is a predicted model, not a curated record. NCBI's taxonomy places the organism in Eukaryota, Metazoa, Chordata, Actinopteri, Perciformes, Serranidae. Gene Ontology annotation, cellular component: membrane. The transcript is spliced from 10 exons.
UGUGGCAGGGCUGUGGAGGCACCACAAAGGGCACGUUUUGGACAAGGUACUGGACAAAUUUGGCUAGAUGACCUUCGGUGUUCAGGCAGUGAGUCUUCUUUACAAGACUGUCCACAUGGCGGAUUAGGGAACCACAACUGUCUCCAUUCUGAGGAUGCUAGUGUCAUCUGUGAAGAAAUUGCUACUCCAACACCAAGUGUUCCAGUGAGACUGGUCAACUCUGACAGCCGCUGCUCUGGCAGAGUGGAGAUCUUCCACAACAGCCAGUGGGGUACGGUGUGUGAUGACAGCUGGGAUUUGAAUGAUGCCCAGGUGGUUUGUCGACAGCUGGGCUGUGGCAGGGCUGUCUCAGCACCAACAUUUGCACAUUUUGGACAGGGCACUGGACCAAUCUUGUUGGACAAUGUCCGCUGCUUAGGGAAUGAGUCAUCAAUACUAGACUGUGGACAUUUAGGCUUUGGAUCCCACAAUUGUCAUCAUUUUGAGGAUGCAGGUGUCAUCUGUGAAGAAAUUCCCAGCACUACCUCACCUGCACCAACACCACCAGGCCCCCUGGUGAGACUGGUCAACUCUAACAGCAGCUGCUCUGGCAGAGUGGAGAUCUUCCACAAUGGCCGCUGGGGGACAGUGUGUGAUGAUAUCUGGGGAUUGAGUGACGCCCAGGUGGUUUGUCGACAGCUGGGCUGUGGCAGUGCUCAGUCAGCUCCACGAAAUGCACAUUUUGGACAAGGCACUGGACCAAUUUGGUUAGAUGACCUUCAGUGUUCAGGGAGCGAAUCUUCGUUAAGAGACUGUCCACAUGGCGGAUUAGGAAACCACAACUGUGGUCAUUAUGAAGAUGCUAGUGUCAUCUGUGAAGAAAUUGCUACUCCAACACCAAGUGUUGGAGUGAGACUGGUCAACUCUGACAGCCGCUGCUCAGGCAGAGUGGAGAUCUUCCACGACGGCCAGUGGGGAACGGUGUGUGACGACUUGUGGAAUCUGAAUGACGCUCAGGUGGUUUGUCGACAUUUGGGCUGUGGCAGGGCUGUGGAGGCGCUGCAAAAUGCUCAUUUUGGACAGGGCACUGGACCAAUCUUCUUGGACAAUGUCCGCUGCUUAGGGAAUGAGUCAUCAAUUCUAGACUGUGGACAUUUAGGCUUUGGAUCCCACAACUGUGGUCAUUUUGAGGAUGCAGGUGUCAUCUGUGAAGAAAUUCCCAGCACUACAACCUCACCUGCACCAACACCACCAGGCCCCCUGGUGAGACUGGUUAACUCUAACAGCCGCUGCUCUGGCAGAGUGGAGAUCCUCCACAACGGCCAGUGGGGAACGGUGUGUGACGACUUCUGGAAUUUGGAUGACGCUCAGGUGGUUUGUCGACAGCUGGGCUGUGGCAGGGCUAUGGAGGCACCACAAAGGGCCCGUUUUGGACAAGGCACUGGACAAAUCUGGCUAGAUGACCUUCAGUGUUCAGGGAGUGAGUCUUCAUUAAGAGACUGUCCACAUGGCGGAUUAGGGAAUCACAACUGUCGCCAUUCUGAGGAUGCUAGUGUCAUCUGUGAAGGUAAUGUUGGAGUGAGACUGGUCAACUCUGACAGCCGCUGCUCUGGCAGAGUGGAGAUCUUCCACAAUGGCCAGUGGGGAACGGUGUGUGACGACUUCUGGAAUUUGAAUGACGCUCAGGUGGUUUGUCGACAGCUGGGCUGUGGCAGGGCUGUGGAGGCACCAAGAAGGGCACGUUUUGGACAAGGCACUGGACAAAUCUGGCUAGAUGACCUUCUGUGUUCAGGGAGUGAGUCUUCUUUACAAGACUGUCCACAUGGCGGAUUAGGAAACCACAACUGUCGCCAUUCUGAGGAUGCUAGUGUCAUCUGUGAAGACCAUCAACCUCUACUCCAGGCCUCUCAGCUCAUUUGCUCCCCUUAUCAGCUUGUAGUUGGGGUGCAACUGGACAGCCUGCUGUCAGCUGGUUUGAACCCAUUCUCUGGUCACCUGACAGCCCCUUACUGUACGGGCUACAGAGUGAGUCAAAACACUGUCUGGUACCAAGUGGCACGUCAGGCUGGCAUCUGCGAGACUGUACUUACGACCAACACCACCCAUGCCAUCUACUUCAACAGCUUGUAUUUCUACCCUACAAGUAACGGGUCCAUGGCUCUACCCGAGGUUAUUCCAUUCACCUGUGCCUAUCCCUUGGACACCAAAACUAGCCUAAACACUCAAAUCAGACCACACCUCCCUGGGUAUGGCCUCAUGGGGUCAGGUUCCAGAGCCAGAGCCAACAUGAAUCUGUUCCGAGACUCCAACUUUUCAAACAGCUAUCCAGGGGGCCAGGUCAUCCUGCCAGUGGGCUCUGCACUGCAUGUGCAAGCGUAUGUGUUUGAGAAUGAUCCAAGCUUUGCAGUUGUUCUGCAACACUGCUAUACCACUAACUCCACAAACCCUGAAGACCCUGUGCGAUACUAUCUCAUCCAUUCUGGGUGUCCUACUGACUCUCGUCGUGUGUCAAUGGUUGAGAACGGCCUGUCCCUCCGUGCUCGUUUCUCUGCCCUGCUCUUCCCUCUCCAGGAUGCAGACCAGUACAUCUUCUUACACUGCAGAGUACGCCUGUGUGACAAGAGGAGCCAGAGCUGUGUUCCAGUAAGUCAGACAUCAAUCCUCUCAGUCAGUCGAAAUAAUCAAUCUGCAAUCAGUGCUUUAUACCCAACCACUGGGUUUAAGUCUCUGAUCAUUCUCCCCCCUCUUAUUUCACAGUUUUGCACAAGACGGUCAUAUCGUUCUGUUGAUGACUUUGACCAGUUCAUAUUUGUCUCUGCUGGACCAAUCACCUGUGAGUACAAAAUACAAAAUGAUAUCUGAGCUGAUGUCUCAACACUGUGAACUGUAUCGAAGUUAUAAACAUGUUUUCUUCUGCUUUCAUUCUGAUCUUUAGGGACGGACUGACAUCU